Molecule: messenger RNA, 1437 nt
Organism: Synchytrium microbalum
Lineage: Eukaryota; Fungi; Chytridiomycota; Chytridiomycetes; Synchytriales; Synchytriaceae
Product: asparagine---tRNA ligase
Exons: 4
Coding region: 1-1437 (478 amino acids)
Biological process (GO): asparaginyl-tRNA aminoacylation
Cellular component (GO): mitochondrion
Molecular function (GO): ATP binding; nucleic acid binding; asparagine-tRNA ligase activity
Source: RefSeq, a predicted model, not a curated record
AUGCAUCGCUUCAUACCUGUUUGCAAGGCAGGACUAGGACACAUACGGCAUCAUUCUACGACUAGCGGAUUACCUAGCAAAACUAUUAAGCAGCUGCUGGAUCUGGCAAACAUAGGAGAACGCGUCGAUGCAUUUGGAUGGAUUCACAGUGCACGCUCACAGAGUGCUGUGGCCUUUGCUGAGAUCGUAGAUGGAUCGACUGAACGUGGGAUUCAGGCUGUUAUGCUUCCUGAACAAGCUAAACAUCUGACUACGGGAUGUUGUGUCCAUAUAACGGGGAUCAUCGCAUCAAGUCCAGCCAAAGGACAAUCUAUCGAGCUUAAGGUGGAACAAGUCAAGAUGUUGGGUGAAGCACCUCCAAAUGAGUAUCCAUUGAGUAAAACAAAAUUGUCUCUCGAGUAUCUAAGAGAGCACAUUAACUUUCGAUCGAGAACGAAAACUCUCAACGCUGUAUGGAGGAUACGAGAUGCAGUCACGAUUGCUAUUCAGGAGGCCUUUAAAGAGCUCCAAUUCCUCAGUAUAAAUUCGCCAUUAAUUACUUCAAACGACUGUGAAGGUGCUGGGGAAACCUUCACAGUAUCAAGUGAUUCUAUAUCUGCAGAUGGCGUCAAAACGGAAUUCUUCAGAAAGCCCGUGUAUUUAACAGUAUCUGGACAGUUGCACGCUGAAUUGAUGGCAUCAGCACUAUCUCGGGUCUAUGUACUAGGACCUACAUUUAGAGCCGAAAAGUCAGAUACUACACGGCAUCUAGCAGAGUUUUGGAUGCUGGAAGCGGAAGCUUCCUUCUUAUUUGAUAUACCAGGACUUGUAGAUCUAGUAGAAACCGUAAUCAAGAAUGUGACGAGACGGGUCUUGUCGACCGUGUCGGAUGACAUAGCCUUUGUGAGGUCUCAAUGCAAGGCUGCACCGAUAGCGGAACUCGAAGCCCUGAUUGAUAAGCCGUUUACCCGUAUCACUUAUACUGAAGCAAUCAAACUGCUCACAGCACAACCAAAGGCCAGUUUUAAAUACCCAGUGUCUUGGGGAGUGCCACUUCAAACCGAGCAUGAACAAUGGCUGGCACGUGAUAUGGGUGGACCUGUAUUUGUAACUGAUUAUCCAGCCAAGGUCAAAUCCUUUUAUAUGCGUGUAAAUGAUACGGAUGCAGAUUCAGAGGCUAUGACUGUAGCAUGUACCGACUUGCUAGUACCUGUAGUUGGUGAGUUGGUAGGAGGAUCAUUGAGGGAAGAGCGUCUGGAUGUGCUCAUAUCACGUAUGAAGGCAUGUGGUGUGGACGAGGCCGCACUUGAAUGGUAUAUAGAUCUGCGUCGAUUUGGUAGUGCACCUCAUGGUGGAUUUGGUAUGGGAAUAGAACGAUAUCUCUUGUGGAUUACGGGAAUGAGUCAUGUACGUGACUUGAUUCCUGUACCGAGGUGGUAUGGGCAUUGUCAAUACUAG